Cuscuta epithymum is the source of this 1767-nucleotide messenger RNA. Lineage: Eukaryota; Viridiplantae; Streptophyta; Magnoliopsida; Solanales; Convolvulaceae. The record is from the annotation of a GenBank genome assembly.
UCCGCCCCCGUUGCCAUCACUAUCCCCUAGCAACUUAGCAAGUCCGCAACUCGAGUUGAAUUGACAAAAGGAACUACGGAGUACAUUGUAAAAUGAGAGCAAUUGAGGGGGCAUAUAGAGAUUUUCAAAGACAAAAAUAAUACGGAGUUUCAAAUACAGGAGAAAAACUCCGGGUCUGCCCUGCUGUGCCGCACCGUAAACUGGAAACAAUCCGGUAGCUUAGCCGGAGAGAGACUGGGAAAGGAGGGGAAAGGAGGAAGAAGAAAGAAUGAAUGGGCCGCAGCCGUACCACCAGCCGGCAACAAUUGAGGAAGUCCGAACCCUUUGGAUUGGAGACUUGCCCUACUGGGCUGAAGAGCCUUAUCUCCAGAGCUGGUUCGCUCCCACCGGAGAGGUACUUUCAAUAAAAGUAAUUCGAAAUAAGAUGACAGGGCAACCAGAGGGUUACGGUUUUGUGGAGUUCACUUCACAUGCUGUUGCCGAGAAUGUAUUACAGUCUUACAAUGGAUCACAAAUUCCAGGGACCGAAUUAACCUUUAGGUUGAAUUGGGCAUCAUCUGGUUUCGGGGAGAGACGUGACACUGGUCCUGAGCACUCUAUCUUUGUAGGCGAUUUAGCUCCAGACGUAACAGAUUAUCUAUUGCAAGAGACAUUCCGUACUCAUUAUGCUUCAGUUAGAGGAGCUAAGGUUGUCACUGAUCCGAACACUGGACGUUCUAAGGGAUAUGGUUUUGUUAAGUUUGCUGAUGAGGCAGAAAGAAACCGUGCCAUGGGUGAGAUGAAUGGGGCCUAUUGCUCUAGUAGACCGAUGCGAAUAAGUGCAGCAACGCCCAAAAAAACCGCUGGUCUUCAACAGACCUAUGUGGUACCAAAAGUAGUAUAUCCAACUUCAGUCUACCCUACUGUGCAGCCAACAGUUCCUGAGAGUGACCCCAAUAACACUACUAUUUUUGUUGGCAAUAUUGACCCUAAUGUUACAGAGGAAGAACUACGACAAACCUUCUUGCACCUUGGGGAAAUUAUAUAUGUCAAAAUCGUUGCUUCUAAAGCAUGUGCGUUCAUACAAUUUGCUGCAAGGGCAUCUGCUGAAGAAGCAAUUCAGAGGAUGACUGGUACUAUGAUUGGUCAACAAAUAGUUCGUGUUUAUUGGGGUAGGACACCAACUGCUAAACAGGACGCUGGUCAAUGGGGUCAGGUAGCUGAUGCAAGCCAAUGGAAUGCUUAUUAUGGUUAUGGACAGGGAUAUGAUCCAUAUGCUUAUGCAGCCACGCAAGAUCCUUCCAUGUAUGCAUAUGGUGCUUAUCCUGGUUACAGCCAAUACCCACAACCGGGUGAAGGUGCUCAAGAUAUGGCAAUAACUACUCCAGCUGUGGACCAAAGGGAGGAAAGACAUGAUCCGUUGGCAGCACCCGAUGUUGACAGGUUAAAUGCUUCUUACCUUGCUGUCCAUGCAAGGGCCAUCUUAGGCAGGCCUAUGUGGCAAAAGACAUAAUCCCCAUUUCAGACGAAGCAUAGAAAUCAUUCCUCCCCAGAGAUGAGAGAUCCUAUCCUACGGUUUCAUUAAUUUUUGUGAUGACAUUCUAAAAGGGUAUAAGAAACCUAGUAUAGUAUGUUACAUGCUACUCAUAGGUUCUGUAAUGAAAUGCUAUGAUUUGAAUGCUUACAUGAUUUCAAAUGUACUUACUGGCUUUUCCUUAUUGAUUUGGCAGGCCUUUUAUUUAUUAAACAGCCCUUAUUAUUGAUUUAGCUUUUAGUGCCUAUGGUUUA